GGACCCCGAUUUCCUGAUUUAGUAGCCUUUGUGUUUUGGGUGCGCCACCGUGAACAAUGCAGCUGCCGGGAUUUGUGAGUGGUGCAGAUUAUUCGCAAAGCGGGGCGACGCCUUCAACGGCGUCAGUGGCAUUGGUCUUCGGACCGCGCCAAGUAGUUAGGGGGAUUAAGGUGCGCGUUGCCAAGCUACCUCCAGGAGACGGACUUGUCGGCUUUGAGAAGGGAGAAAUGCUGCCGCGGCGAGCGCCCGGCCGUAUGGUCCGUCAGGAAUUUCCAGUCGUUGUUUCACGAGGCGCAGAUGAUUGGCAAGGCAAUUGGGGCAGCAGGUCGUGCAGCCUACGUGCAUCAUCGUCGCAGCUGGGCUGCGCCUCGGGUGCGUCUGAUGUUCACUGUCGCGCGCCAUUCAUUCGACAACCCCCUUGUCAAUCUACCUGUUCCCCGCCAUCGAUUGCAGUGAUCGAGCAGGUGCGUCUCUUCCCCACCUUACCCCCACAUGUACCCCGAGCUCCAAGGAGGCGCGCAGAUGUGUUCCUGGGCCCCC
Messenger RNA from Schizophyllum commune H4-8, 540 nucleotides. RefSeq lists its product as uncharacterized. The record is from RefSeq and is a predicted model, not a curated record. NCBI's taxonomy places the organism in Eukaryota, Fungi, Basidiomycota, Agaricomycetes, Agaricales, Schizophyllaceae. The coding region runs from base 298 to 456 and encodes 52 amino acids. The transcript is spliced from 3 exons.